Messenger RNA from Daphnia carinata, 1300 nucleotides. RefSeq names its product specificity protein transcription factor 3-like. The record is from RefSeq and is a predicted model, not a curated record. Bases 1 to 534 code for a protein of 177 amino acids. The transcript has a single exon. Lineage: Eukaryota; Metazoa; Arthropoda; Branchiopoda; Diplostraca; Daphniidae.
AUGCAGUUGCAGCCAGACAGUCUAAUGCAGAUAUUUGUAGGUGCCGGCGAAAUAGCUGUACCAAGAGGAGCUGAGUGUCCAUUGCUGCAACCACUCUACGAACCGUUUCAGAUGCUCAAAUUACAGAACACGCCGGAACAGCAGCAGCAACAACAACAGCAGGGUUUCCAACAGCCUUCUUCACUAGAGCCAUUGGGACCGAGGGCAAGGAAACCAUUGCCGCGUAUGAGUGAGUUCCAUCAGCAACAACAGGAGCACGGCUUUGUUGGAAACGGAAAUGACAACCAAUCUCUGAGUCCCAACAAUCAAGGUCAGUUUGGAGGACAACAACAGUCGACAAUGCAACAACCAUUGCAACAACAACAGCAGAUAAAGAACACGCCACCGCCAACCACGACGCCUUUGCCACCGGAAAAUCCGGUAAGAAGAGUGUUCCGCAGGCUCCGACUCCCUAAUGGUAUUCUCGAUCAUCAACCGAUGAGGACGGACAAGAAACUUAGACCCAGCCCAUUCGAACGGCCCAACCCCAAAUGACUGCAUACGUCCAUACAAUUUUCUCAGAGAGCGGAAGAAGCGCUAGAGGGGUCUAGAGGAGUAAAUCAACUAGAGAUUGUCCCAAUACCAACUCCUUCAACACCAUUAAUUCCGCCUCCGUAAUCCAUCACAGCAGAGCUGAACUGUAAAAAUCAGAGCCCGAUCAGAACCGACCCUAUCCACCAAAAAAACACAAAAACGUCCGGCCAGGUAAACACGGUCAGUCGCCGCGGAAACCCCCAAACAAUUGAAAAAGUGAAAAAUGAUCCUUUCAAGAAAAAAAAAUUUACAACCACCCAGUUGGACAUAGUUCACUAAAACGCAAGCACGCUCUGAACGUUCCGCUCAGUGCUUUAAAAAAAAUUGGAUUUCCGAUCUCGUUCACAAAAGAUACAUAUGAGCUUAAACAUUGAAUAAAAAAAAGUUACAAAUAAAAAAACAUGUUAAUUGUUGACACACACAGACACCAGUGGACACCGAAAGCAGACGUCAACUGCCAAUAGACCGCAUCUAUCUUAUCCUAUUUCAGAUGCCUAUUGAUUCUUAUCUUUCCAUUGGAUUUUUCUCUUUCACAUUUCAUAGUGUAUGUGUGUUUGUGUAUGUGACAGCCUCUAGAACGAAACAAAAAAGAGUAUUUAUUGUAAACAAAGCCCAGUGAAUUGACUAUUUCUCAACGAUCGAUUGGAACGAUUAUGUAUGUAUGUGUGUGCGCAUUGUUUAUCAUCUAUCAUUACUUGUACGCAUACACGGGAGAAAAAUAAACAAA